Messenger RNA from Necator americanus (New World hookworm), 1467 nucleotides. RefSeq lists its product as uncharacterized. Lineage: Eukaryota; Metazoa; Nematoda; Chromadorea; Rhabditida; Ancylostomatidae. Gene Ontology annotation, cellular component: nucleus; cytoplasm; cyclin E1-CDK2 complex. The record is from RefSeq and is a predicted model, not a curated record. Gene Ontology annotation, molecular function: cyclin-dependent protein serine/threonine kinase regulator activity. Bases 1 to 1467 code for a protein of 488 amino acids. Gene Ontology annotation, biological process: G1/S transition of mitotic cell cycle; regulation of cyclin-dependent protein serine/threonine kinase activity. The transcript is spliced from 12 exons.
AUGAAAGGGAGGAGGCGACGUCCCAGUCAGAAAAGUAGAGAUAAAGCUGAGGAAGGUGGAGGUGUUGUUCCUGAGAAGCUGGAAAGAGAAUCUACGACAACUCAGACACAGCAAACACUACCUCAGCGCACUCCAUCUACCUCUUCAACGGCCUCGCGAAAAAGAAAGACAGAAUCGACAGAGGCCUCCACUUCCUCAGUGCCUUGUGCCAAACGUCGCCAAACAAGCGAUUCUCUUGAGGAAAUGGCUCCCGAAUUCCUCCCAUCCACUUCGGAAGAAGGUUGUCAACCCAAUAUUGAGGAUGACCAGCUUUCGGUGUUCAGCACAGAAGCGUCUAGUGAACAUGCUCCCUCCUUCUCAGAUAGCGAAUGCGAAGGUGAGGAACAAUGUUACGAUGAGUACAAUGAAGAGUUAGAGAACGAUGCUUUUCGGGAACUCGAAGCAGGCCUUAACGACUAUACGUAUCAUGUGAAAGACACUCCACCUCAACUAACUGCGCUCCGAUGUACGGGGAUUGGAUCACCUAAAAAGGUUUGGGGACUACUUUGCCGAAAAAAUGAACUGAUCCGUGCAAGUCAUCGUUUACUUGAUAACCAUCCUGAGUUAGUACCACGAACACGUGCUGUUUUGGUGGACUGGAUGAUGGAGGUCUGUGGAAGCGAAAAACAACAUCGAGAAACGUUUCAUUUGGCAGUUGACUAUGUGGACAGAUUUCUUGGAACGUUUCACGGCAUCAGGUCGCAAACCUUCCAGCUGGUCGGCACAGCAGCCUUGUUUCUCGCAAGUAAAUAUGAGGAAAUUUAUCCACCGAAGCUGGAAGAGUUUGUAGCUUACACCGAUGGCGCUUGUACUGAACAUGACGUCAGAACAUUUGAAAUUAUCAUGCUGAAAGAGCUGCAUUGGUCAUUAUCACCUAUCACUUCCGUACAUUGGCUCAGUAUGUAUAUGCAGUUCUUAGGAAACAAAGAGGAGGUGAAGAACGAUGGUGAGAAACAUGUUGUGGACCAGUCUUUCAUCGUUCCAGAUACACUUCGCGAAGAUUUCAUGAACAUGGCUAAGGUACUUGACCUUGUGCUACUAGAUGUCGUAUCUCUAAAAUAUUCAUAUCGUGAACUGGCCGCUGCAGUACUUUUUGCAUGUUAUGAACCUCACUCCCUUGUGCAGGAAGUGACAGGAUAUUCGUAUGCAGAUCUUCUAAAGGUCGUUGAGUGGGUGGAACCUGUAGUAAAAGUAUGUGAACGUCUACGUUCUUUGGGAGAUCCAAUAUUGAUUGUGGAAGGAGUACGUGCUGACGAUUUGCAUAACAUUCAGACACACCCAGACCAGGAUUUCGAGGAGAUCAUGGCUAACAUCGAGAGCGAACGGGAGAUUGCCGAACGCGCCCGUCAAAAGCUUCCAAUAGCACGUCGAAGAGGACCUUUGAGAACCCGAUGUACUAACCCAGAUCAUAUAACCAUUUUUACAUGA